AUGCGCUCGAGCGGCCACAGACCACUGCCAUUUGUCUCGGAUCCAAGACCCACGGAUGCAUCUCGUCUGGACAGCAGCCGCAGGGAGCUGCGGCGGCUGAGCGAGUUGGAGCGGUUGCAGAUGGCGAGGGGGCGCAGUCUCGAGCAGCACUGGAGCCUUGCACGCACCGGAGGCAGCGUCGCCGCUGCUGUGGCUACUGCUGAUGCUUCCUCGUCGCCCAGCGAGCUGUCGCAUCAGGGCCGACUGUUGGCAGAGGCGACAGCUGGAGGAACAGCAGUCCUGCGCCUAUCCUCGCCCUACGUCUAUGGGCGCUUCUACACGACGCUGACGCUGGGGACGCCGGCGCGCGAGGCGUACGUGGUGCUGGACACCGUGUCGAGCCUCUCGUGGCUCUACUGCGACUGCAUCCACUGCCCCUCCUCGCCGCCCCUCACCGACCCGACGAAGCCGCGCACGUUCUUCAACUCGUCCGCAUCCUCGACCGCAUCCGCGCUCGCGUGCAACAGCGGCGCGUGCGCGGCGUUCCCGAUGGCGGCGUGCGGCGCGCUGGAGACGUACUCGCAGGCGGGCGUGUGCGAGUACUACACGCCCGACUCGGCGGGCGACGUGCUCACGGACGCGCUGCGCGUCACGAGCGCGGACAGAGUCGUCUCCGCGCCCACCGUCGCCUUCGGGUGCGCGCGGGUGGACGCGCAAGGGGGUAGCGGGAUCUUUGCGGAGGUGGACGGCGCACUGGGGCUGGGCACGCAGCCGUACUCGCUGCUCGGGCAGCUCUCCGCCUCCGCCAACGGCACUGCUUCCGCCGCCGCCUCCGCCACCGCUUCCGCCGCUGCCGCUGUAGCUGCCGGUGGUGGUGCUGGUGCUGCUGCGGCGCCUGCGGGGCCGGCGGCGGCGGUGGCGGCGGUGUGGUCGCUGUGCUACGACAGCAUGGCGAACUCGGGCGUGCUGGUGCUGGGGAGCAUGACUCCGCCCGCUAAUAUGGUUACCACGCGCUUCGACACCGCUGCGGACGAUUCAAGCUACUACCUGCCGGUGUGGCGCAUGCGCGUGGGGAGCAUCGAGGUGCCAGGCAGCAAGUCGCUCAGCCGCAGAACCGUCGGCGCUGCGGGCGCGGAGGGCGCAGGGGGCGGAGGGGCGACGCGCGGAGGCGUGGUGGUGGACUCGGAUAUCACGUACACUGCGCUGCGGGGGGAUGUGUUCCUGCGCGUGGUGAAGCUGGUGUUUGCUGACCCAAGGCUCGUGAGGCAGGACGCGGGAGGCGAAGUGUGUGUGUUCGUCAAGGCCAGUGACACCAAUGUGGUGUCGUUUCCAACCAUCUUCUUUGACUUCAAGGAGGGCUCCUACGAGGUCACCUUCAACAACUACCUCAUGAUGAAUGACGCAAGUGAAGCAGGGGCCACGCUGUGCCUGACAGCAUAUGCGCUCCCGAACAACCGAGUGCAUGACGCCCACAUUGGCACUCUGUGGCUGCGGGAUCAGUUCAUUCAGUUCAACCUGCCCAACAAAACCAUGAGCUUCGUGCCCCUCAACUCCCCUGCCCCUGCCUCUUCCUCGCCCCCGUCCUCCUCCCCCUCCUCUGCCCCAUCCCCUGCCCGGAACCCCCUGAGUGAUCCCAAGAAGAAGAGCAGUGCGCAUGCAAGCAAGCCUGCUCCCAGUGCACAUGCCCACCUUGCUCCUGCUUCAGCUGCUUCCCCCAGCCCUGCCGCUUCUGGCAAGGGAGCAGGGAAGUCAAAGGCCCCAGCUGCUGAAGCACCAAGUGAAGCGCCUAGUGGGGUGCCCUAUAAAGGGGAUGGGGAGUGGGGUGUUGCAGGGGGAGUGGGGGUGGGGGAGGGUCACGAGGUGCGGGGAGUGGAAGGGGUUAGCAGCGGAGGGGAGAAGGUGGCUCCGGGGAAUGCAAGUGCGCUCAGCCCUCCUCUGCCUGUCAGCCAUAAGAAGACCGCUGAGAGCUGGAACUCUUCCUCCUCCAACCGGCCUCCUUCCCUGGGAUCCGUGGCCCUUUCAGCGCUUCUCUCAGUAACUGCCGUGCUCUUCCUAGCACCACCAUUGCAUCACCGCCACCGCCCAUAG
This is a messenger RNA of Closterium sp. Naga37s-1, 2067 nucleotides long. NCBI's taxonomy places the organism in Eukaryota, Viridiplantae, Streptophyta, Zygnematophyceae, Desmidiales, Closteriaceae. The record is from the annotation of a GenBank genome assembly.